Hemibagrus wyckioides is the source of this 1486-nucleotide messenger RNA. RefSeq lists its product as uncharacterized. The record is from RefSeq and is a predicted model, not a curated record. The coding region runs from base 181 to 792 and encodes 203 amino acids. NCBI's taxonomy places the organism in Eukaryota, Metazoa, Chordata, Actinopteri, Siluriformes, Bagridae. The transcript is spliced from 3 exons.
CAAUUCCAGCUUCCAAAGCAUCAUCGUUGUGCCUGCCAAUUAUUAAACUUGGUUUCCACAGUGGAUGCCGCCAAAGCCUGUUCAAAUGAAGCCUUCAAGAAGCUGUCCAGGUCAGCAAAGUGCCAUGCACUAUGGAAUAAGUGUGGCAGAUCUGCGGCUGCAGCAGAGAUUGUAGAAGAUAUGUGCAAAAUUCAGCUGAUUCGCCCCAACACAACAAGGUGGAAUUCCUUAUUUCUCGCCGUUGAGAGAGUGCUUCGAAUCAUUAAAGAUCAGGGAGAGGGGGCUAUCAGAACUGUCUGCACUUCACUCCAGUUGCCAAUGUUGAGUCCAGUUGAAAUUGCAUUUCUGGAAGAGUAUGCCAGAACCAUGAGCCCCCUAGCCAAAGCCCUCAACAUUCUUCAGGCUGAAAUCGAUGUUCAGAUGGGAUGGCUUCUGCCUACUUUGACACUCUUCAUCUUGAAACUGGACCGAAUUCGCAUUUCCUCCAGGUACUGCAAACCUCUGGUGGAUGCCAUCCAAGGAGGUCUGCAGCAGCGCUUUGGAAACAUGCUGGUAGAGCCAGAGUUUAUUGCAGCUGCAAUCCUUGUCCCGAAAAUUAAAACAUCCUGGACAUCGGAUGAACACAUUGUCAAACUAGGCCUGGACUACAUCAAGGACCAUCUGGAGGAAGAAACUUCCAAUGAAACACCAGUUGGUCAGGAAGGUAUCAAGCAGUUAGAUGGCAACUUGCCUGCAAAGCUGAUGACAAAGAAAUUCUUAAGUCCUUCCCAGCAGUCUGUAAGUUGUCUUUGAAGGUCAACACUGCUUUACCCGCUUCUGCAGCUUGUGAGCGUCUUUUCAGCACAGCAGGACUUAUUUUCAGUCCCAGGAGGGCAAGAAUAGACUCAAAAAAUUUUGAGAAUCAGAUCCUUCUCAAGCUAAAUAAAACAUAUUGCUACUUUAGUUAGAUCAUCAGUGCCAUUCUAUACUAGCACACUCACCAGAAGCAGAAUUAAUGGCAUACUGAUUAAUAAUGUUUAGAUUUAGAUUUGAGGCUUGUUAUUGUAGUACACAUCAGUACAGUUUGUGUAAUUUGUUUUGAGAUGUCCACACUAUGUUGUUAUAUGCUAUGUUUAAUUUUAUAUAUAUAUAUAUAAUAUGCAUUUGUUUAUGACUGACUGAAAGAGUAUUGUACUGCUGUGACUGGCAAGUGUAUUUCUUCUGAUACAAAAACUAGUUCAUGUUACAGUAAAUCUGAUAUGGCCAGUUUAUAUUUAUGCACAGAGACAUUCAGAUACAAUACAGUAAAAGAAAACUCAUGUGAACCUGUGUUUAAAUCCAAGUUUUUAUUAAACUUAAACUUGCAACUAUGUUAUAAAUAAACCUUAAAUUGAAACUUCCUGCUCUGAAAUCCUGUUAUUUCAUUUGAUUCUAAAGGAAAUUGUUUAGCUUCAAGGUUUUGAGCUCAUGAUAAUUUUAAUAGACAUAAGUGUCUGACUAAUAGCAC